Molecule: messenger RNA, 2607 nt
Organism: Branchiostoma belcheri (Belcher's lancelet)
Lineage: Eukaryota; Metazoa; Chordata; Leptocardii; Amphioxiformes; Branchiostomatidae
Product: transient-receptor-potential-like protein
Exons: 18
Coding region: 1-2607 (868 amino acids)
Biological process (GO): manganese ion transport; regulation of cytosolic calcium ion concentration; calcium ion transmembrane transport
Cellular component (GO): membrane; cation channel complex
Molecular function (GO): inositol 1,4,5 trisphosphate binding; store-operated calcium channel activity
Source: RefSeq, a predicted model, not a curated record
AUGGCGGAAGGAGGGGUGCCCGAACUUCCGAGUCAAGAGGGCGGCCUGAAGUCUUACAGUCCACGCCGGGACUUCUUAUUCACCAGUGAGCCGAGGGCAUACACUCCCUUGGACGGCACAGGAAGGCUACGAUCCAAGGAGCGUGUGUUUCUUGAGGCGGUGGAGAGAGGAGACAAGGCGACCGUGGGGAGAUGUCUCCAGCCUCCUCAUCCGGUCAACGUCAACGUCACUUCCGGCCUGGGCCGCAGCGCCCUGACCACGGCAGUCACCAUGGAGAACGCUGAGAUAGUAGAACUUCUCCUGAAGCAGGAUGGCAUCAGGAUCGGAAGCGCGUUACUGCAUGCCAUCCGGGAGGGUGUGUAUCGUAUCGUGGAGAUGAUGGUCAACCACUCUAGUAUGACGCCUGCUAUGCUGGGUGCUGGGUGGAGCUGUGUGAGUCCUGACUGUGAAGAUUUCUCCCCCUGCGUGAGUCCCGUCAUCCUGGCCGCGCAACUCAACCAGUUCCAGAUCCUACAGCUGCUGCUGUCACAGGGCGCUACCAUCUCAGACCCGCAUAUGCCAGGCUGCCACUGUAGGGGGUGUACAGACAGCAAUAAGAACGACAGCCUUCGCUACUCUAUUGUCCGGAUGGAAACCUAUCGGGCCCUGGCGUCGCCAUCUUGGAUCUCGCUGACGUCAUCAGACCCCAUCCUGACGGCGUUCAAGCUCAGUUGGGAUUUGCGUCACCUAGCGACUAAUGAGAGGGAAUUUAAAGAAUCGUAUCUGAACUUGGCGGAGCAGUGUCGGAAGUACCCUGUAGAGCUGCUGGACCAGUGCCGCAGCUCCGUGGAGCUCAACACCAUCCUGAACCAGGAGAACGCAGAGGAUGACGGGAUAGAUGAGGACCAUCAGGGACCCAGUCUGUACCGUCUGAAGCUGGCGCUCAAGUACGAACAAAAACAGUUCGUAGCCCACCCCCAUUGUCAGCAGCUCCUCACAGCCAUGUGGCAUGACGGCCUGCCCGGCUGGCGCAGGCGUAGUGUGCUCGCCAAGCUGCUGGUGGUGAUGACGCUGAUGACGUUGAUGCCGAUCGUGGCGGUGUGUUACGUCAUCUCCCCGCGAAGCCGCAUGGGAAGGUUCAUGCGCUACCCCUUCAUCAAGUUUGUCAGCCAAGCGGGUUCGUUCGCGGUGUUCCUGAUCCUGCUGACCAUGGCCUCCCCCCGGGAAGAGAACAUGACCAACAGGCGCGGCCCGCCGCCAUCCACCGUGGAAGUCCUCAUCGUCUUCUACGUAGCAGGUCUGGUAUGGAGCGAGUGUAAGCAGCUGUGGAACCUAGGUCUGUAUCUGUUCAUCAGGGACUACUGGAACUGGUUGGACUUCAUCAUGAACUCACUCUACCUGGCAACCAUAUCCCUCCGCGUGGUCGCCUACGUCAGAGUCACCACAGGAAUGGACGUCCCCAUGGCAACGGAGCGGAAGAACUGGCCGUCGGACGAUCCCACUCUCAUCUCGGAGGGGUUGUUUGCCGUGGCCAACGUCUUCAGCUUCUUCCGUGUCAUCUAUCUAUUUCAGACCAACCCCCACCUCGGCCCGCUGCAGAUCACGCUGGGCUGCAUGCUGCUGGACAUCGGCAAGUUCCUGUCGGUGUUCUUCCUCAUCAUGGCGUCGUUCGCCGUGGGGUUCAGCCAGCUGUACGGCUUCUACAGGGACACGGAGGUGUGUGAGGGGGAGGGAGGGCGGAGGACCUGUCAGGGGAACCCCACUGAGUUUCUGACGUUUGACGCGGCUUUCCUGACGCUGUUCUGGUCGCUGUUUAAACUGAUCGGUCAGGAGGCGUUAGACAUGCAGGAGAAGAACGCGUUCCUGGUGUCCACCGGCUCCCUGCUGCUCGGGGCUUACCAGAUCGCCGCCGUGGUCAUCCUGCUCAACCAGCUCAUCGCCACCAUGACGGACUCUUACCAGGACAUAGACGCUCACGCCGACAUGGAAUGGAAGUACGCGAGAACCAAACUUUGGUUGAGCUACUUCGAUGACGGGACCACCUUACCCCCUCCAUACAACAUCAUCGUCACGCCUAAGUCAAUCUACUACUUUCUAAAGGAGGACGGCCCAAGAGAGAAAGAAAGAGGCGAGGACACGUGGGGAAAAUAUCAGUCUGUCCUGAAGCGGCUGGUCCGUCGCUACAUCCAUCACUACAAGUCUCAGCAAACGGAAAAGGUCGCUGAUGACAUCAUAGCUGAGAUUAAACAGGACUUCUCCAGUCUCAGGUUUGAGAUGCGAGAGUACAGGAGGAAGGACGCCAGCCGGGAAGCCGUUCAGACGCAGUUCCUGCGGGACAUUACCGCUGAGAUCCGCAAGGCGGCAGCUGUGAGCAGGCAAGCUGGUCCUGUUACCGAGGAAACAGCGUCUGCACGUCCGCUCGAGCCGCCAGGUGGCGCCCGUGCUUUACACGGGACUGACAGGGUUGGCCGGAUGCGCCGGAAACUCGCGCCUAAGCUGCGAGAUGACCUCUACCGGAUGUUACGUCAAACACUCUCAGAGCAGGUGGGCGAAGAGGUCUCCCGGGAUGUUACGUCACAUCCGUUAUACCCGGCAUCCUCUGCGGGACCACCACCGAGACAGCUUUAG